This is a messenger RNA of Anolis carolinensis (green anole), 4190 nucleotides long. RefSeq names its product tripartite motif-containing protein 54. Gene Ontology annotation, molecular function: zinc ion binding. NCBI's taxonomy places the organism in Eukaryota, Metazoa, Chordata, Lepidosauria, Squamata, Anolidae. The record is from RefSeq and is a predicted model, not a curated record. Gene Ontology annotation, biological process: anterograde synaptic vesicle transport; neuron migration; microtubule bundle formation. Gene Ontology annotation, cellular component: main axon. The transcript has 11 exons. Bases 2144 to 3652 code for a protein of 502 amino acids.
GGAUAACUGAAGGAGGAUUUCAUCCUUUGGACAACACAUCAUCUGUGGAAUUUUGAGGGAAGCCAAACAUUUCCAUAAUACUGACACAGUUUCUCUGGGGGAAGUUUGCACAUCCGGAUUUCAUUGAAAGCAUGUGUCUUGCAUCAGAGCUGCCAGAUGAAAUACAGGACGGGGCUCCUGUACACUUAAUGGUUGUGUAAAGGACAACCAUGUUGGCAGGUUCUGCAUGAAGUUCUGUCUUCUACGCAGCAAUUAAAGAUGCAGGACCCCAUCUUAUAUUGUACUUGGCAGUCCUAGGCAGGGCACACUGAUAACACAUAUAGUUCUUUAAGGUUAAUAGGACAGGUAAGAACAGGAACUACAACAACAACAACAGCUUUAUUUUUGUACCCCGCCUCCAUCUCCCCGAAGGGACUUGGGGCAGCUUACAUGGGGAUGAGUCCAAUUAACAAAGUUAAAAUACAUACAUACUUAAGUGCAUAGACAAUAGCAUAAAACAGAAUAAAACAACAAUAUUAUAACAAAAUUUAGAAGCAACCAUUGAACCAACCAGUGAACCUGAAAUAAUCUGUUCCUGGGCACAGGUGGGCAGGCUGGUGCAAAUCAAUUUUGAGGAUAGGGCUGAUGGAUAAAGUGUAAAUCAGACAGCAGAAUUAGGGAUGGAGGGCAAUAUAAAAUGGAGCAUAAUAUCUUUGGGUAGGGAAUAGUGGUAAGGUACAAGAUUUUAUGUCCAAGUUGGGGCCAAAUUGGGGGGUUGUCUAGUCAAAAGCACAGUGGAAAAAUCUGCCUUUACUGAAUAUUUUUCUGUGCCCUUGUAUUCAGAGAAUGGGGCAAAUCGUGUUUGGAGGAAGUGGGCACAAUCUCUCUGUAUUGUCUGUUUUCUCAGUCAUUUGUACUCACAAAAAGAGGCAACCAUUCAUUUGGACAGUGAGGAUAUGAAAAAAAAAGUUAUUAACCUUUUAAGGCUCAGCAUAUGAUCACAAUAUGAGAGACCGUCUUUUAAAAGGAGGAAUCCAACUCUCUAACUUGAUUGAGUCAAAAAAACUUACCUUCAAGCCAGACAAGUUGCCCGCCUCAAUUUAUAUCUCCAAUUCUGACAGGCAGCCCGCUCCAAGAUUUCAAGAGAAAGACGCUUCCCAUCGUGUGCCACCUGAUCCUUUCACCUGGAGUUGUUGUCGUUAUGUUUAUACCUUGCUUUUUCUUUCCACAAAGAGACACAAAGCAGAGUUGACACUGUUACUUUCCCACAUGCAAAGUACAUGUUGCUCAACAUUAAGUUCUCAGGAUUUGGGGUUUUGGAUUGUUUGGAAUAGGGAGGAGACCCAAGGGGCACAAAAGUUAAAAUGAGGGAAAAUGGCACACAUUUAAGAUGGUAAUAACUGGUUGAAAUAGCUGGCCAAUUUGGGCCAGUAAAGAAACACAGGAGUUAGGGUUGUUGUAUGUUUUCCAGGCUGUAUGGCCAUGUUCUAGAAGCAUUCUCUCCUGACAUUUCGUCCACAUCUAUGGCAGGCAUCCUCAGAAGUUGUGAGGUAUGGAGAAACUCAGCAAGGAAGGUUUAUAUAUAUCUUUGGAAAGUCCAGGGUGAGGGAAGAACUCUUGUCAGUUGGAGGCUAGCGUGAAUGUUGCAGUUAAUCACCCUAAUUUGCAUAGAAUGGCUUCAUCUACUGGCUACUUUCUGCCUGUGGGUAUCUUUGUUAGCUGCCCCUAGUUCCCUAGUUUGUUAUUUCUUAUUUUCCACCAGCUUUGAAUUUUGAAAUUUGUAUACUAAAGUUGGAUGGAAACUUCAGCUUCUGUUUUGUUUGAAAUCUUGUUUAUCCCCAAUACCCGGAUUUCCAUUUUAGCUUAUAGCUCUAUGGACUGGAGCAGAAAUUGGAGACAGUUGAAACCUAAAACCCUUCUCUUCCCAAGACGGUGGGAGCAAGAGAUAGCCUCCGCAGUUGCAUUCUUUAGGUUUUCAAAAACAGCCAAGGCUCCUCUCCUGGGAAACGGGGCAGACAGCUGCCUCUUGCAUUGAGGUGAUGGUUGUGAUGAUUCCUUCCACACUUGUUCAUCCUCCCCACUCCCACCCCCACACACAUUUUGUGACUAUGACAAAGGCGCACAGUGAGCUGCAUCCAGAAGAGCAGCAGUCUGUUGGAUUGCCAUGUCGACCCACAUGGAAUACAGCUCCUGCCCCAGAGAUUGCCCCACGAUGGAUAGCCUGGAGAGACAGCUUAUAUGCCCCAUUUGCUUGGAAAUGUUCACCAAACCAGUGGUCAUCCUGCCCUGUCAGCACAACCUGUGUAGAAAAUGUGCCAACGACAUCUUCCAGUCUCGAGGGACGACGCUGGGAUCCGCGGGGAGGUUUCGCUGCCCAUCCUGUCGCCACGAAGUCGUCCUGGACAGACAUGGCAUUUAUGGGCUGCAGAGGAACCUCUUGGUUGAGAACAUCAUUGACGUUUACAAGCAAGCCUCAGCAAGAGGACCAGAGAGGCCGCUGUUAAAAAGUGAGCACCCAACCUGCGAAGAGCACGAAGAUGAAAAGAUCAACAUUUAUUGUGUGACGUGUGCGGUGCCCACAUGCUCGCUAUGCAAGGUCUUUGGAGAACACAAGGAGUGCGAAGUGGCUCCUCUCUCAGACAUCUACAUGAAGCAGAAGGCGGAGUUGACAGGUGGGAUUGGGAGUCUUGUGGCUGCAAACGACCGGAUCCAGGCCUACGUUGGUGACUUGCAAGGAACCUGCAGGAAUAUUGAGGAGAAUUGCAAAGCCCAGAAGCAGGCCUUGUGCGAGAAGUUUGACCGCAUGUCUGCCAUCCUGGAAGAGCGGAGAAAGAUCAUGCUGCAGAGGAUCACGUACGAGCAAGAAGAAAAGAUACAGCACUUGAAAUCUCUCAGCAAAGUAUGCGCCGAACACAUUGACUCCUCUUCCAAGUUGGUGGACACGGCUCUGCAAUCCAUGGAGGAGCCCCAGAUGGCGGAUUUCGUGCAGAACGCCAAAGUUCUCAUCCAAAAAAUUGUUGAGAUGACCCAGAGCUGCAAACCGGAUGCCCUGGAAUCGGGUUAUGACAACAUGGAGCACUACACUGUGGAUUUCAAUGCCGAGGAACGGCUCCUUUACCAGCUCGAUUUCAUCAAAAUUGAAGAUCCUGAGCCGUCAACAGAGGAUGAAGGGGCCAGCGGUGAGGCUGAAGACCCUUUGGCAGAGAUGGGGGCUGCUGCCUCGGAGGAGAGAGAAGACUUAUUUGCCUUUGGGAAUGAGGAGCAGGAGCAAGGAAACACUCUCCGGAUGAUGGAAACCCUGAGCAGAGCCACCCAUGAGGCUAUGGCAGAAGACCCGGCUGGCAAAGAAGGCAGCCUAUGGGGUGCUCAACAGAGUCUUCUGGAUGGAGGCUCCAGUUCAGCAGCAUCUCAGCCAGAGGGUCUUUUACUGAGCAAGGUGCCCACCCAAGGCAUGGAUGGAGCCUCUGGGGAAACCUUCAGCAAAGCAGAGAGUUCAGAGGAGACUGAGGAGUUUGGAAACCAGAGCGGCAACAGUAUCUUUCUGAAUGGGAUGGCAUCUUCCACCAGUCAGAGUCCAACAUCCAACUCCUCCACUGAGACAUGGAGAAGAGAAGGCUUCACCGAACCUCUUCUCAGCAGCUGCUUCAACCCCACUCUGUGGCUGCAUGAUUAGGGAAGGUCCAAUGACAUCCUUCAACAGGAUUUUCCACACCUCUGACAGGUUGACCUGCCUGAUCUAAACCCUUGUGUGGGAAAAACAAGGUUCAACUAAUAUGCACUCUUAGAGACAAGAGCAUCAGUAAUUCAAGGAUGACCCAGUUCAUGUGAAACAAAACAUAUUUGGACCUUGGACCGCCUCAACCUUCUUUGUUCUUCUCCUUGAACUUGUCUACUCAUCCCAAAAACACACCCUUUUCUGGAUCCCCCACUCGGAUCUAUCCCGAACAAGAAUAGUAAAAUGGGAUGGCUUGGUGCCAGUUAAUAAAUGUGUGUGUAUGAUAUGAUAUCACUAAGUCAUAAUCUUUGGUUCAGAAUCUGUGCUUUCUGUUGGUGGUUGACAUCAACACCACUGGAUCUUGGGUUUUGCCUCUGAAGUCUUAGGCCCUGGGAUGCUCCUGACUUGGCCUCUCCUGGCUUAUUCUUUCUAUAACCCCAGUUUGAGAAGGAAACAGGCUUAUUAAAAUAAAGUUUAUUCAGAACACUUCAACGUA